Phytophthora nicotianae INRA-310 is the source of this 237-nucleotide messenger RNA. RefSeq lists its product as hypothetical. The annotation marks the transcript as partial. The transcript has a single exon. The record is from RefSeq and is a predicted model, not a curated record. Lineage: Eukaryota; Oomycota; Peronosporomycetes; Peronosporales; Peronosporaceae.
AUGAUUGCUCCUUCCAGUAUCCUCGCUCUCGCCUCGUUGGUGGCUUCCGUGCACGCUCACGGUUACAUUUCCAAGCCCAAGGCAACCUACCAACCCAACACCCCGUACACCAACUACAACGCCAUUACGACUGCUGGUGUAAACAAGGGCUUCGCCGGCGGCAAAUACGAUGGAAGUCCCUCGCAGAACACGCAAGUAUUCACCGAGCACUGGAACGCUACGGGUUACAAGUCACUU